Molecule: messenger RNA, 540 nt
Organism: Brettanomyces nanus
Lineage: Eukaryota; Fungi; Ascomycota; Pichiomycetes; Pichiales; Pichiaceae
Exons: 1
Coding region: 1-540 (179 amino acids)
Cellular component (GO): mitochondrion
Source: RefSeq, a predicted model, not a curated record
AUGCGGGACGAAAUCAACAAGGCCCAAUUGAAAGACACAGUUCUAACAGGCGUAGGCUCAACGGUAAACAUUCCAACAGAUUCAUCGGGUGUAGCUGGAGCACCAGGUGGUUCAGCUGCCUCUCCAUCUUCUCCCGGUAACUCGCUUAUUAGUCCCGGAGUCAGAGCGCUUCUACAGGAAUGGUCAUCAUCUCCGUAUCCUGCAUUGGGAUUUUCAGGAGCUUUGGCAGUUAUUCCUACCAUCAGACCGGUAAUUUCCCAGGUUGCCACCUCCUUUAAGAAGAAGCCGGUGCUUUUAUCUCCAUAUCCUUCAAAUCUGUCCGUUCUAUUCUUUGGAGGCUUUGUUGGACUAGGUGGAUUUUUGAUCUACGACCACGACGUAGAGAAUGGAAGUGCACUUACGUCAGCAUGGAGUUUGAUGUAUGUGUUGGCCAAUGGUAAGAGGAGUCUUCUGACGUUCAGAUUAUACCCAAAGGUAUUGGCACUAUUGGCAUUGGCCAACUCGGGAGUGUAUGGAGGAAGAUUUCUUGGGUUGCUUUAG